CAAAUGUCUCUAUGGCUGCAAACUCACAGGUCCUUCAGGUUCAUUUUCAAGCCCAUUCUAUCCUUCAAACUACCCAAAGAAUUCUUACUGUGUUUGGGAGAUAGAGGUAGAGGAAAGACGUCAUGUAGAACUCAGAUUUGAAGAUUUCAGAGUGGAAAUUACCAGGUUCUGCACACUUGACUAUGUGGAGAUCUUUGAUGGCCCGUUUUCAACAUCCACUUCGUUUGGAAAAAUUUGUUGGAAUCCACGAAAGAGAUACUUAUCCUCAACAAAUAAAAUGAGAAUUGUAUUUAUAAGUGAUUCUAGCAUAAGUGAAAAAGGCUUUCUUGCACACUACCGAGAAGUGCCUCCAAGACAAACUGUGAUUACAACCUUGCCACCACCACCACCACCACCAACUACCACAAUGGCCACUAUAGCCACUCUUCCGGAUGAUACCACAGAUUUUGUAACACUUACUUGCUAUACGGAAUACAUGAAGGCAGUUAUUGGGAAACAAUAUCUCAUUUCAAAGGGCUGCCUUGACUGUAAUUUGUACAUAAGCGAAGCCACCUGUACACCUGAUAUUUCAAAAGAUAAAUUUACAUUCUAUAUACCAUAUGAUGGUUGUGGAACCAAAAGAGAGAAUUAUGGGAAGAUAAGCACUUUCACCAAUAUUGUCAACAGCACUGGGGAUGGCGUAAAUCCUCAGUUUCGAUUCAUCUGUAAAAUGGAGCCCAGAAAAAAUAUGGAAGUCACCCACAACAUUGAUGAAUUUGAACACUCAAAGCAAGGGCCAAAAUUUCAUAUGGAAUUUUUAUUUUAUGAGUCACCUUUCUUUAAGCAGCCAAUCAAUAACAUGGGUUACUUUAUGAACGUGAACCAGAAUGCAUACAUCCAAGCCACACUCUACAGCUUUAAUAUAAAUCAGAUAUUAUUCAUAGACUCUUGUGUGGCAUCCCCUAAUCGUUACGACUUCAAAACUGAAACUUAUGUCAUGAUAAAUAGAGGAUGCAAAAUGGAUAGAACUUACCAACUUUUUUCUUCAAGGAACAGGAGAAGCAUUAGCUUCAGAUUUAAAUCUUUCAUAUUGAACAACAACUAUUCCACAGUAUAUAUUCGCUGCAAGAUUUUUGUGUGCAAAGCACAGGAUUAUUCCUCUCGUUGCUACCAAGGCUGCUAUAAAAAUAAUAGAAUAGCAUGAAACUAAUUUUUCUAGGCUUAUCAUGCUUACCAAACGAAUAGCAGCUUGAAUGUAAUCAAAUACACAAUUUUGUCUUAUCUUGCAAAUCUUUCUCAAUAAUGACAAUUUUUCACAUGCAGAAUUGAACUAUUCAAUGUUUAAAUGUUCUCGCUGUUGUGCUUUUAUCUAUCGUCCUCAUUCCUGCCAUCUGGUACACUUUGAUUUGAUGUGGGGACAUUUACAACUUUUGUGCCUGAAUUCAUCAUACUUAAUUAGUUUAACAACCUAGCAAAAUAAAUAAAGAGAA
This is a messenger RNA of Notechis scutatus (mainland tiger snake), 1469 nucleotides long. Lineage: Eukaryota; Metazoa; Chordata; Lepidosauria; Squamata; Elapidae. The record is from RefSeq and is a predicted model, not a curated record.